GGGAGAGGGAAGCCAUGGACCCGCUCUCUCCCGUCUCUGUCCUCCCAGACUGCUGAGCAGGAGGGACGUGCGGGAGACAAGCGGCGGGGUCCCAACCCGGGCGCCCAGCCUGGGGGUUCGCGCCUGCAUCUCGGGUUCGCCCUGGCCAUGGGGCCCCCGUCCAGCUCCGGCUUCUACGUGAGCCGCGCCGUGGCCCUUGUGCUGGCCGCGCUGGUCGCCGCGCUGCUCCUGGCGCUCCUCGUCCUCGCCGCCCUCUACGGCCACGGCCCGCGCCCGGCGGCCCCCUGGGCCCUGGGACCAGCUGCGCCUGCCGCCCUGGCUCGAGCCGCUGCACUACGACCUGGAGCUGUGGCCGCGCCUGCGGCCGGACGAGCUCCCCGCGCACAGCCUGCGCUUCUCCGGCCGCGCGAACAUCACGGUGCGCUGCGUGGCGGCCACGGCGCGGCUGCUGCUGCACAGCCUCUUCCUGCAGCACGAGCGCCCCGCGGUGCGGGGGCCCCUGUCUCCGGGCGCUCGGGGCGCCGCGGGCCGCGUGCCGGUGCGCGACAUGUGGUUCGCGGAGGACAUGCAGUACAUGGUGCUGGAGCUCGGGCAGGCGCUGCGGCCCGGGAGCCUCUACGAGCUGCAGCUCAGCUUCGCGGGUCCCGCGUACCAGGAGAUCAGGGAGGGGCUCUUCUUCAACGUCUACGUGGACCAGGGAGAGCGCAGAGCCGUGAUAGCAUCUCACAUGGAGCCAACAUUUGCCAGGAAUGUUUUCCCUUGUUUUGAUGAGCCGGCUCUUAAGGCAACUUUUAAUAUUACAAUUAUUCAUCAUCCAAGUUAUGUGGCCCUUUCCAACAUGCCACAGCUAGGCCAGUCAGAAAGAGAAGAUGUAAAUGGAAGCAAGUGGACUGUUACUACCUUCUACACCACGCCCCACAUGCCAACUUAUUUAGUUGCACUCGCUAUAUGUGACUAUGACCAAGUCAACAGAACAGAAAGAGGCAAGGAGAUACGCAUCUGGGCCCGGAAAGAUGCCAUUGCAAAUGGCAGUGCAGAUUUUGCUUUGAACAUCACAGGACCCAUCUUCUCAUUUCUAGAGGAUUUGUUUAAUAUCAGUUAUCCUCUUCCAAAAACAGACAUAAUUGCUUUGCCUGUUUUUGACUACCGUGCAAUGGAAAACUGGGGACUACUGAUGUUUGAUGAAUCAUUAUUGUUGCUGCAGCCAAGGGAUCACCUGACAGAUAAAAAGACUCUGAUCUCCCACAUUGUCUCCCAUGAGAUUGGACACCAGUGGUUUGGAAACUUGGUUACCAUGAAUUGGUGGAACAAUAUCUGGCUCAACGAGGGUUUGGCAUCUUAUUUUGAGUUUGGAAUAAUUAACUAUUUCAAUCCUGAACUCCCAAGAAAUGAAAUCUUUUUUUCUAAUGUUUUACAUAAUGUCCUCAGCAAAGAUCAUGCCCUGGCAUCUAGAGCUGUAUCCAGGAAGGUUGAAAAUUUCACAGAAACAAGUGAAAUAAAUGAACUCUUUGACUUAUUUACUUACAACAAGGGAGCGUCUAUGGCCCGGAUGCUUUUUAGUUUCCUGAAUGAGGAUUUAUUUGUCAGUGCACUUAAGUCUUAUUUGGAGGCGUUUUCUUACUCAAAUGCUGAGCAAGAUGAUCUAUGGAGGCAUUUUCAAAUGGCCAUAGAUGACCAGAGUAAAAUUCUUUUGCCAGCAACAGUAAAAAGCAUAAUGGACAGUUGGACACACCAGGGAGGUUUUCCAGUCAUCACGUUGAAUGUGUCCAGUGGUGCCAUGACACAGGAGCCGUUCUAUCUAGGAAAAGUUGAAAAUCAGACUCUUCUCUCCCACAGCGGCACAUGGAUCGUCCCUAUUCUUUGGAUGAAAAACGGAACUACACAACCUUUAGUCUGGCUAAAUAAAAGCAGUAAAGUUUUCCCUGAAAUGCAAGUUUCAGAUUCGGAUAAUGACUGGGUGAUUUUAAAUUUGAAUAUGACUGGAUAUUAUAGAGUUAAUUAUGAUAAAUUAGGUUGGAAGAAAAUAAAUGAACAGCUUGAAAGGGAUCCUAAGGCUAUUCCUGUUAUUCACCGACUACAGUUGAUUGAUGACGCCUUUUCCUUGUCUAGAAACAAUUACAUUGAGAUUGAAACAGCGCUUGAUUUAACCAAAUACCUUGCUGAAGAAGAUGAAAUCAUAGUAUGGCAUGAAGUCUUGGCAAACUUGGUAACCAGGGAUCUUUUUUCUGAUGUGAAAAAUUAUGAUAUGUAUCCAUUAUUAAAGAAGUAUCUAUUAAAGAGACUAACGCCAAUAUGGAAUAUUUAUGCAGCUAUAAUUCGUGAAAAUGUGGCAGUAUUGCAAGAUGACUAUCUAGCUCUAAUUUCACUGGACAGCCUUUUUGCAGCUGCAUGUGGGUUCGAUCUUGAAGACUGUCUUCAUCUGUCAAGAGAGCUUUUCAGAAAAUGGAUGGACUGUCCAGAGUAUGAAAUACCUUAUCCGAUUAAAAGUGUAAUUUUAUGUUAUGGCAUUGCCUUGGGAAGUGAUAAAGAAUGGGACUUUCUGUUAAACAUCUAUACUAAUACAACAGAAAAAGAGGAAAGAAUUAAAUUUGCCUAUGCAAUGAGCUGCAGUAAAGACCCAUGGAUACUUAACAGAUACAUGGACUAUGCCAUCACUGGAUCUCCGUUCACUUUUAAUGAAACAAAUGUCAUAGAAGCUGUAGCGGCAUCUGAAGUUGGCCGAUAUAUCGCAAAGGACUUUUUAGUCAACAACUGGCAAGCUGUGAGUAAAAGGUAUGGAACCCAAUCACUGUUUACUCUAAUAUAUAUAAUAGGGAGAACCAUAAGUACAGACCUACAGAUCACAGAGCUGCAGCAGUUUUUCAGUAACAUGUUGGAGGAGCACCAGAGGAUUUCAGUUCAUGCCAAACUACAGACAAUAAAGAAUGAAAAUCUCAAAAGCGCAAAGCAAAGUGCCAGGAUAGCUGAGUGGCUUCGGAAAAACAUGUAGUUUGUGGCCUCAUCCAGCUCGCCUCUUACAUAUUAUGAUCUAUUUUGUGCCCAGUUUUGUCUCCCAAGUCUUUGUGAGUCUUCAGAACUGCAUGCUUCAUUUGUACUCAGUCACACUCAGUACUCAGAGUUAUGCUUGUCCUGCGUUGUCAUGUUUUACUCUGAGGCUUUAGUGAUUGAUGAGGAUUUGGUCAAAGCUGCCGGAUUUCUGGGGAAAAUUACACCUCACACUGGGCAAUAAACCCACAGAAUUUACUUUAAAUACCUUGUAAAAAUGAAUUUACCCAAGAAAGCCUUGCUAAUUCUUUUGUAAAGACCGCAAAAUAUUAAAUCAUUGCCAUUAGCAAAGAGCACAUUCUCUUCUGAGGAAAAUACACACUUGCAAUAUUGUAAGGUUUAUUUAGUUCAGUGUUAAAAGAAUAACGAGAACACCACAGGACAGUGUGAAGGAAUAAAAUCAGAAAAAUAAUAUUCACUAGAAGAUGCAAAAGCCAAAAAAAAGCAAGUUUCAAACAGGAAAAGCAAACAAUUUUAUGAGCCAUAUUAAGUGCCUUGAAGAUGAAAGCUGUGCAUUUCUCUCUCCUGCAGAACUUAUCGCAUUGGAAUGUAUUCUGCUGGUACUCAAUUUUGUGAAAUUAUAAAAUGACACAUGAUGGUGGGAUCCAGGAACUGCCAUUAGCAUCACUGCUGUGGAGGUCACCAUGGGGAUGAAGGCUCUGUCUCAGAGCCCUUGAGUGUGAACAUUGGGGAUGGGCUCUCUUUCAGCCAAAGUUUAGAAAAAAAAUAAUGAGGUCAAGAGACAGCAGUACUUAUCAGCUAAUCUUUGGGACAAAAAAGGGAAACCUUCAUAUGAAGGGAGAUAGAAAUAAAAGGCUAACCAGAACACAGUCCUUCAAGUUUUGCACUCAGGGGGUUAAGUUUGAAAUGUAGUUUCAUUUGGCCAAAUUGAAUCUACAUGUAAUGUGGAUCAAUUCAAUUUAAACAAUUUCAAUAGUAAUGUAUGGAAUUAGUUAAAUUUUGUCACACUUGAUGAAAACAGGACAACUGAGGCAAAACAUUCCUACUUUAGAUGUUGUGUAUACAUUAAAUCCUUCUUUAUUUUACUUUA
Molecule: messenger RNA, 4096 nt
Organism: Chinchilla lanigera (long-tailed chinchilla)
Lineage: Eukaryota; Metazoa; Chordata; Mammalia; Rodentia; Chinchillidae
Gene: Lvrn
Product: laeverin
Biological process (GO): proteolysis; peptide catabolic process
Cellular component (GO): cytoplasm
Molecular function (GO): peptide binding; metalloaminopeptidase activity; zinc ion binding
Source: RefSeq, a predicted model, not a curated record